This is a messenger RNA of [Torrubiella] hemipterigena, 1673 nucleotides long. The record is from the annotation of a GenBank genome assembly. Lineage: Eukaryota; Fungi; Ascomycota; Sordariomycetes; Hypocreales; Clavicipitaceae.
CCCUCCAUUCGCCAGAGCCCGUUGGUCCCCGUGGCCCCAUUGCAGACCGUCACUUUGAACACCCGCCGUCAAAGCUGCUUGCUCCUUUUCUAAAUCUUGGCCUCUUCUUCUUCCUUCUCUCUCUUCAUCACCAAUUCCUCACAAACCACCGCCAAACACACACACACAUAUCACCCGCAUCACAAUGUCUGCUGCUCCCACAUACCCUCCUCUGGACGCCCGUCCUCUCAAGGACACCAUUUGCCUCUUCGAUGUCGACGAGACACUGACCCCCGCCCGCCGCCCUGCCUCCCCCGAGAUGCUUGCCCUUCUCAGCCAGCUCCGUCAAAAGUGCACAAUCGGUUUCGUCGGCGGCUCCAACCUCGUCAAGCAGGAGGAGCAGCUCGGCCAGCCCGCCGGCGUCCCCGUCACCACCCUCUUCGACUACUGCUUCUCCGAGAACGGCCUGACUGCCUUCAAGCUCGGCCAGGAGCUCCCCUCCAACAGCUUCAUCAAGUGGAUCGGCGAGGACAAGUGGAAGGAGUUUGCCAACUUCUGCCUGCACUACAUUGCCGAUCUCGACAUCCCCGUCAAGCGCGGUACCUUUAUCGAGUUCCGCAACGGCAUGGUCAACAUCAGCCCUGUCGGCCGUAACGCUAGCAACGAGGAGCGUCACGCCUUCGAGGCCUACGACAAGACCGCCAAGGUUCGCGAGACCUUUGUUUCUGUCCUGCGCGAGAAGUUUGGCCACCUUGGCUUGACCUUCUCUAUUGGCGGCCAGAUCUCCUUCGACGUCUUCCCUACCGGCUGGGACAAGACCUACUGCCUUCGCCACCUUGAGGAAGAUGCCAAGAACGGCGGCAUCGAGUACAAGAACAUCCACUUCUUCGGUGACAAGACCAACCCUGGCGGCAACGACUACGAAAUCUACACCGACUCCCGAACCAUUGGCCACGCUGUCGACGGCCCUGCUGAUACCAUGCGCAUCAUCAAGGAGCUCUUUGAGCUGUAAGCAAAAGCAUAUGCGAUACAUUUAUGAUGAAAGAAAAAGUUUCAACAUGUACAUUUGUUUUAAAUAAAAAAAACUAGAAAGGAAAAUAAAAUAAUCAUCUACCAAAUAUGCCCCCGCCGAAAACGAGAAAAUCAUAGCCAACCACUAUUCGCAGCAAUCAUGUAUCGACAUGUUGCUACAUAUUAACUAGUAUAUAAGAGAAAGAAAGCCAAAAUUCAAUGCAAACUCCUCAAAAAAGGGUAUCCAAAGAAAGAGCGGGGAGCAUUUAUCGUCCGUACUCGAGAUGAGGGAUAAUGACUGGGCCGUACUUAGUUGUCGUAGCAAAGGCACCGUCACCUUGGACUACAAAGUCAACGGCAAGGCUCAGCUUGGACAAGCCUUGCUGUUGUGAGCUGCUGAUGCUUGGGUUCGGGCUGAAUGGCGGCUGGUUCUGGUUGGCCAUGGCUUCUUGGUCGUAGGCAAUGAAUGCGGCAUAGUUGCGGCGGCCCAUGAGUUUCUUCAGCUCGCGGAUCGCACCGCUGGCAUCGGUGUGGAAAAUUUCCAUCAUAUCCUCCUUUGUGUCGGACACUUCGUGAUUAGACUUGUGUCCGUUUUGAGGGAGAUAGAGCGUCUUCUGGUUGUGAAGUAGCUUAAGAACAUAGCCACCUUGGGGAGCCGCGACGAUUGGCGAGGCAAUCAAUUG